AUGGAUGACACCGAUGCGUCUGCAGAGGACAGUGUCGCCCAACUGAGCGAAUACUGGCCCCUCUCCAAACUAUCUACCCUCUCGAACGAAGCGAUGAACACUCCUUCUUCCCCCCUCCUCACACACCACAGCCUCACUAUCCAAGCAGACGUCGUGUUGGCGCACAAACUCGUCCCGCAGGGUGUGCUAGAUCUCAUACUCAGCAAGACAGAGCUUAUCAUCGCGAAGAAGUUCCUCGGGAAUGCAGAUGAAAGCCUGGAAGAAAUGGUGCAUUUCGCUGUGGAAGGCGCGCGGAAGGGGUUCUCACAACAAGCCGACCUCUCUAUAUACGACCACUCCUCUGAAGAGACACUUUUCUUCCGUACGCAAGGGUUCGAGCCUUUCCUCAUUUCAUGUAUCUCCUCCGCGUUGGCCAGGCCGACGUUCGUUGGUAUCCCACUCACGCACGGGAGCGUGGGGGCAGGGUACAGAUGCCGGAGUAUGCGUUGGUUAUUUUGA
Molecule: messenger RNA, 498 nt
Organism: Laccaria bicolor S238N-H82
Lineage: Eukaryota; Fungi; Basidiomycota; Agaricomycetes; Agaricales; Hydnangiaceae
Exons: 4
Coding region: 1-498 (165 amino acids)
Biological process (GO): siroheme biosynthetic process
Molecular function (GO): uroporphyrin-III C-methyltransferase activity
Source: RefSeq, a predicted model, not a curated record